This is a messenger RNA of Amoebophrya sp. A25, 5906 nucleotides long. NCBI's taxonomy places the organism in Eukaryota, Dinophyceae, Syndiniales, Amoebophryaceae. The record is from the annotation of a GenBank genome assembly.
AUAAAGAAUUUCUUGUUGUACAUGCACGUCAACAUACUCAUAUGUUUUAGACGAGAAACUUUUCCAACAAGAGAACGAGAGUUGAAUAUCACGAUCAUCUGAAGAUGUCGUCGCCUAUGCGACACCUGUCUCCGACGGGGGGUGAAGACCCACCUGCCAUGAUGAAGUCGCUGUACUCGCCGAGUCCGAAGACGAGCAAAACGGAGCUAUGUGCAAGAGUCCAGGAGCUGCAAGAGGAAAAUGAUCACUUACGCGAUAUGCUGCAUAAGUGGCGUGACUGGUCUUGAUAGAUCAUCUACUUAGAUCCAUUUACUUAUUAUAUGAAUCCGAUUAUAUGCACCAUAUGCUUUCGUUCUUGGAUUAGAUUUAGAGUUAGCAGUUCGACCCGUCCCCUGAUGAAUAUUAUAGAUACAUAUCUUCAUGGUGGAAGAUGAUUGAAUUUGACGUUCUUCUCGUAUUCGCCCAAAGAUACUAAACCGGCCCCACCGGAUUACCUUCUUCAGGUACGAACGGCAUUACAAGCAACAGAUUCUGUACUUCGACAGAAAAAUCCAGGAGCUUUCAGACCCCGCGAAACUGGAACAGGCGUCGCUUUCGCCUAUUCGCACUAAGAUGCCCAGCUUCCCCGAGGCUCCUCUUAUGAAAACAUUUUGAGCAACAGUGUCUUGUCAGAGAACGAACAAACGCUUCAAUGCUGAAGAAACGACCUGAUCAAGUACUAUCUGUAUCGAAAGAAAGGCAAUUACGUAGAAGUCUACCAUGUUGAUCUUACUACAACAGUAGAUGACCUACAUACUUCUUUGCCGAGUUGCUAUUGCUUCAUAUAUUAUAGAUCUAAGUUAUCGCUACCCGUGAUUGGUUCACCAAGCCACGACGAGAUGAAACGAAUUUACGACAAGAAACGGCGCGAUAAGUAUGGCGACAAGACAACAGUAACCUAUCGGCGAGAGCAAAUAUUUGAUGAGUUCUUGCAGAGGCAGACGACUUCGUCGUACUAAAAAUUUGUAUUUUCGCGCUCUGACCACUACCGUCCGUUUUGACGCCUUGCGUGAAGAUUCGGCAACGGCAUCCUAUCCUAUCCUAUCCUAGCAUUUCUAAUUUAUUCUAAAUUGGUUGUUUUUACAAUCUAGAUGUUCAUGAUCAUUCUUCAUCAUUUCGGCGCAGUGUUUCGAAAAGCCGCAGUAAUCGACGCAAACUUAUAUACAGUUAAGUAUCUUUUACCAUGAUUUUUCAGGUAUGAGAAUGCUCGGUCAGCAGCACUUGCCAACCGUGCCUAUGUGGAGUCGAGAUCAACAACUAGCACUGCUUUCGGCGGCGUCUCAAAAGAGUUUCGUAUGCGCCUGCGACGCGGAUAUUCACGGCUACUAGCUAAAAAUAACUUCCAUCCAUAUGCACAUGCCUCCCCGUUAGCAAUAUCUAAGUGCUGCUUUGUUACUUAGAUAUAGAACUACAACAACAAUCCAUCCUACUCGCCAACACAUCAAAAUUAUAUUAGGUAACAAAAAGGAUUCCUCGCUCGCUACAAAAUAUAGAGAAAACGAGAUGCCCUAAUAUGGGUAGCAGCUGCUGCUCUAAUCUACGGCUCCGUUCGCAAGGGGUGGAUUGAAGCCAUCGACAAAAAUGGGCGCGGCUAUCUGGGCUUUUCGGAAUUCUGCAACUUAUGUUCCAGUUCAUACACUCAUUACCCAGUGAAAGACAAAACAAGUACAGGCACAAAAGGCCUGAUCGAAUAAUUAUUAUAACGAGGUUGUUCCUGCUCCCUCUGCUCUCACCCUCUCCUCUAUUUUUAACUACUUAUGUGUUCGUUUAGAUCAUUUAUAUUCUAGUGCAGGGUAGUUAGCACUUAAUCUUUGGUUAGUCGCCGUCUAGUCCACACACAUUAUUGUAACGAGGUUGUUUCAGGCAUGAGUAGGUGCCGGUGCCAGGCUUUGUUUUCCUUUGUAUGCCUCUAAGCUACGCUGCCCGCACAAUCGGUGCGGACACCAAUAUGCGGCAUCUCUGGCAGGAGCUCGAAAAAGACGGCCACGUGAGCCUAGCAGAGGUCGAUCCAAAAGGGCAUGCGGUAACAAAGGAUCUCAAUUAAGGCUACUUUGUAAUGAUCUACCUCAGCCUAUCCAUCGUUUUUAUUCAUGUUGUCUCCGUCUCGUGAAUUUUUCUUGUACUAGAUCUUGUGGGAUGAAGACGCACAAUUGCUGAUCACACUGCAAUAUGUCUAGUUUUGAAUUUGUAUUCAAGAAAAAAUGAGCAGCUCUAACUCAAGUAUUUCAUGAUUGAUACCUAUGGUUCCAUUCUUCGAGCAUGGAAUGAUUUCGUUGACCCCGAAAAGAAAGACCACUUGCGAAUGGCCGUUUUUAUUUCACGCUGUGCGGAGCUCGGCUGGAAUGGUGACGCUAAAAAGGUACUUUGUACUUCUAUACCUUAGUAGUUGUUUAUCGUAAUUCGUAAUUAAUUCUAACCUAAUAAACGAAUGGGCGAAGACUAGUUUGAUAGAUCCUUGCUUUCCUCAUCUUCUCUUUCAACUUCUAUAACCGCAUGUUCACCACCACCACCUCCGCCAGGUCUUUGAGCAUGUUAACACAAACGGAGUUGAGGUCAUAGGGUCUAGUUCGGGUUACAUCACCCUGAAGGAUUUUUGCGAGGAAUCCGCUUUAGCCAGGUCGCGAGGAGCGAAGGACUCUUGGGCUGGAGUGGAAACACCGCACAAGAAGAAGAAAGGCACAAGUCCCACUGCGUCGCCUAUGAGCACACAGCAAUCGUGGGGUACUCACCAAGGCUAACUAAGUACAAGGUGGUUGAUCAUGCUUUCUUUUGUCUAUGCUCGUGACUCCUAGAAGAAUCCGUAUCUGCUGACAGACCAUGACUAUGAACCAACCAGCUAUUUUCUGCUUUCUUCUCUCUUUCUUGUUGUAACAGCAUCUGGUGGGAAGCUGUCGACAACAGGCGGAAAGUCGCAUCCUAGUGGGGCAAAAUCGCCAAUGAUGACAACGGCGGCAAGCGGCUUUAGCGCAAUAACUGCGCCACCGCUCCCAGACGAGGCAGUAACUGACUACUCGAAUCUUCCGGAUCCGAAUUACACGACUUGCCGCGUGACCAUGGCCUUCCUGGGAACUUUGAAGCGGAAGUUUGCUACGACACGAGACGCCUGGUAGUUCGUUUGUCUAGCAAAUCUGUGUAUAGCUUUUACUUUCGGUUUGAAACAACAAGUUAGUUCGUCGUUGUGUGUAGCUGGUGUUUGAAUCUGAUAGACACUCGGUACGACGGAGCAGGAACACGAGAAGAGUCCUCGUUCGAUCAUGUCAAAAGUUUCUACACCUUCCUUGACAUUUAAAAAAGGUACAAGGCUCUGGAUCCCAAGGGCAAGGGAAUGUUAACAUACGAUGAAUUCGCGGAUGCUUGCAAGAAGCGAUUGCAGUAUUAUGGUAGCGUUGACAAAGUUUUCAAAACACUUGAUUACCAAGGCAGUGGCAUGGUAGCAAUGAGCGACUUCAAUCCUCGCGCACACGAAUGCCUCAGAGACGUUCAAUUCCAGCUUCUGCAGGUACUCAUCCGCUGAUGCUGAAGUGCGUUUUGUUUUGUGAACAAGACAAUUGUUCUCUUGAACACUCGAUUCUCUUCUUAUAGAAGUGCAGGAACUACUCAAUAACAAGAAUUACGUACGCCGAAAAGAAAUCAGAGCUUGGUGUAGAAGCAGGUGAAUGAUAUACUUACUUUUUACCUAGCCGUUGUAGUAGAAUGAAAUCCAUUGACAUUGAUAUUUUUCAAAUGUUCGAUCCAUCAGCGUUUUGGUAACUUGUUGGACGCGUUUCAUCCGUACCACAUUGGCACGUCAAACGAGGUGGACCACGAUGCGUUUGCACGAAUGUUGCUACCAUUCAAUUUUAAGCCAUACGACAUCCAGAACGUGUUCGACUGGUUGGAUUCGAAGAACAAGAAACGAAUACGAGGAACAGCAAUUGAAUUCGCAAGAGUCGGCAAUCCAUCGAAGCUGACGACCUUCUCGCGGAACAGUGCUGAGCGGCAACAAGACGAAGUAUUUAUUAGAUUUUACGUUGUUUAACUCUAAUUAUAAUUAGAAUGAUUUAUAGAACGGAUGUAGAAUGUGAAUGGACUUGGAUGGAUCGGAUGGACCCUCCUAAAUCUUCCGAUCCUACCUGAAAUGGUGGGAAGUCCAUCCGUUCCAUCCGAGCCAUCCCAUAAAUUUAUGUGUAAAACAAAAUAUCUCGGUCGUUACCAAGUGGCCCUAAUAGAGUAAUCCCUCUCAAGACAUACUACCCUUCUUCGAUUCGAACUUGAUGUUCUUCAACUUGCUGUAAUUAUAGUCGUAUGAAAGGAUCAACAUUCUAUAUUAUACUCAGCCUUUAUUGAGUUUGAGUGAGUCUGUGCUUAAAGACCACAAGAAAUGCUUGCUCAACGUGUAAAAAAAUCCACUGAUCCUACCUACCUUCAGAUUCACAUGCGAUGGGAGUCUGACAACCUUAGGGAGAAUCCGCAGGACGAGCGGAAGUUUACAUUAUGGAUUACUAAAUUUGAAUUCACAUUUCAUCUCAAAGAGGACUUAAUCUAAGUACUUGGAUGGUUGUUUCUUUCUGCAAGCUAGCAGGGGUGGAAAACAUAUUAACAUGAACUUGAACAUGAACAUGUUGUAAAGCGCUGCGUGUGGUGCCUAACACUAUAACUUUAUCUUAUUUACCAACAUCAUGAUAAAGAUCAUCCAUCGAUGUAAAGAGCAGUACUGUUGUAGUAACAGAGAUUUGGAUAGGGAUUUCUAAUCAAAGUGACGAAAAAGGGUGAAAUGACGGAAGAAGAUGCGCGGGCACUAGCGGAUGGGGAGACUCCGAAAAGCUUCUCCGAGGUAACCGAUCCGGGAACAACGAAGGAGCUUGGUAUCAACCCAGGGGGACAUAGUUCAAGGAGAGAAUCGAGACGCAAGUCAGGCUCGCCACCUGGGAGUCCUGGCAGCGGAAACGCUAGUGCAAAGGCCUUGGGUAGUCCAGCAGCUCCAGGAAGCCCUGCUGCGGCAUCCGCGGAGGUACAGUAUUUUCGACAGAUAUUGUUUUCCGUUACAACUUGACCUCGGGUAAUCAUUAUAGUUGAUGCAACAACACCAGAUCGAUUCUCCAGAAGACGUAGCAUAAUGCGUCGAAAAGCUGCAUUAGAAAAUAUGGUUUUCGCAGUUGUAACAUGAUUCUUGCUAGUGUUGACACGACUCAAUGGCCGCCUGAUUCUGAAAUUGACAACUUCUUUAUUAGCCUCGACCGGCCAGCUCUCACUCGGUUGUCGCAUCUGCUGUUGGUGAUCAGGCUCCGGAAAGUCCUGCUGCUUCCGCGGCGGCGGAAUUUUCACUUCCCGAGAGAACGACUCGCGUGCAGUUUGGCAAGAAGCCAUUUCCGCCUACGUACAGUCCCGAUUGCAUCAAUAUUCUGACGGUUGCUCGGGAGAAGCACGGAUCGCUAAAGAAGGCUUGGUCCGCCGCUUUCGCGCCAAACGGCGAGCACAGCAUCGACUUCGUGCAAUUCUGUCGCGCCUUGCGCGGCCUAGAGUACGAGGGCAACUUGAAGAGCACGUGGGACUCGCUAGGCCAGGCCGCAGAAAACAUGUCGCUCACGAUAAACGACCUAGAUCCGGAGACCGAGAGUCGUUGGCGUUUGUGGAAAGACCGUUUCGCGGAGGCAGGCGACAAGAGCAACAAUUCGUUCGAGAAAGUGUGGCGCAAGCGGGGACUCUACCUCGGCGUCAGCUGUCACGACCUCAUAAAGUGGCUCUGCGAGGAUAAUGUGAUGACCAACGCCGAGGCUGAGGGCAUCUGCGAAUGGCUCGAUCAACAGGGCGACUUGCAGGAUCGCAACUUUCUCCACGUGCACGAGGUAGAUCCGAAACUCGGCCGAAUGCUUGUCAAUCCACAGUAA